Molecule: messenger RNA, 3039 nt
Organism: Anolis carolinensis (green anole)
Lineage: Eukaryota; Metazoa; Chordata; Lepidosauria; Squamata; Anolidae
Gene: cd28
Product: CD28 molecule
Exons: 5
Coding region: 1349-2098 (249 amino acids)
Biological process (GO): T cell costimulation; positive regulation of T cell proliferation; T cell receptor signaling pathway
Cellular component (GO): external side of plasma membrane; membrane
Source: RefSeq, a predicted model, not a curated record
AUCUGGACCAAACUUGUCACACAGACCCAACAUGACCAACUUUGAAUGCAGGUGAGGUUUUGGGGUAACUGACCCUAGUUUCUGGGAGUUGUAGUUCACCUGCAUCCAGAAAGGACUGAAUCCAGCCAAGGGUGGAUCUGGACCAAACUUGUCACACAGACCCAACUUGGCCAACUUUGAAGGCAUACAGAGUUUGUUGCUGAUUGAUCGUGGAUUCUGGGAAUUGUAGUUCACCUACAUCUUUAUUUCUCCUAUUACCUCAUCCUCUCCAUAUUGCUCAGGUUGAACACCAAUCUCUUUUUGGGAGAGGACUGAGGCAAAGAAUGUGUUGAGCAGCUCUUCCUUUUCCCUAUCCCCUGUUAACAUUUCACCAUAGAUGGGCUGCUGGGAGUUGUAGUCUGGCAUUCUCAGGAAGGGCUGUUACAUUUCCCACAGCUGCUUCAUACACUUUAUUUCUUUCUGGAAAAGGAAUGUACCUUUCCCCUCACCUAUAAGAAAGACUUUGGACGUUUUACAAACCAGCCGUUUGGUAUUUUUCCACUUACUCUUUGCUUUCAUAGUAACGUGGUUACAAAUAUUUUCUUUGGUGUUAUUUUGUCAAUGUGGGAUAAUGAGGACAUUCCUGGUCUGGCUUCCUGCUGCUGUGGAAAUUUUGUGUCAAGGGAGCUCCCACCCAGAGCGGUGAAUGUGCUUUCCACGUAAGAGCCACUGUCUGGUGCAAUGACGAUGAAUGGGCCUGAAUGGAUGAUAUUGUGCUUACUCUUAAAAAGAGGAGGAGGAGGAGACGGAAACUGGGAAACGCUGUGUGAAACCAAACAUUAGCACUUUAAUCCGACAUUGAAAGCAGUAAAGCAGCAGCCUCUUCUAAAGAGGUUUUGGCAGGAGCAUCACUGAGGAGAGGAAAGGAGGCAAAAUGAGGGCAUUGCCUCCUAAUAGGUAUUCUGCCCCUAAGGAAAUUUUCCUUCCGUCUGUAAAUUUCUUGCAUUGCUGAGAGGGAGACAUUGAAAAUCAUUUCCACCCAGCACUCUUCUAUUUGCUGUGUUCACAUCUCCUUGGUAACUGUGCCUGCCUCUUUUCCUUGGGAGCCUAAACUGUAUUUCUGAAUGCUGAAUAGCAUUUUAAAGUUACUGCAAUACAAAAAAAAUGCGUGUGGAAGGAAAACUUCAUUUGCAAGGGCAGAAUUCUUACUGGGGGCAAUGUCUUCAUUUUGCUCGCAUCCCCUGCGGUUAGCCCUUUGUUUUUGGUGAUCCACACAUUAUUUUAAAUUUUCCCCUCAAACUUAUUCUAGCAAGACAAACUUCCUUACAAAGACUCAGCACUUGGACAACUUCUUUGACAUCUGGAGAAGAUGCAAACCCUGGAGGAAAUGCAUAGGAGACUACCAAUGAAAGUGAAGUCACCUCCUAACAAAAAAGGAACUGCUAAUUUCUUCUGUGAGGAGGCUUCCAUAACAAGAAGUUCAGUCCCUCCAGCAACAACAAUGACAAUGGAACAAAGUCCCUUGCAUGUAGUGGUGAGCCAAAACGCGGAGAUAAGCUGUAACUACACAUCCCAGAAAGAGUUAAAUUUACUCAAAAUCUCGCUGCUUAAAGGGGUGGAAAAAAGAGUCCAUGUCUGCUCAUAUUCCUGGAACACAACAUCAAAUGCAACAAAAACAGAAAGAGACUUUAACUGCUGGGUGGAUUUUGCCAAAAAACAAAACAAAACAACUUUCCACCUCCAGAAUUUACACGUCAAUCAGACGGACAUUUAUAUCUGCAAAAUUGAGGACUUAUACCCACCACCAUAUGAAGCCAGUGUAAGCCAUAACGGGACUUUAAUUCACGUGAAAGGUGUUUCUGAAGUCCCGGUAUGUCAGUGCCACCAACAUGGAUUGGAAUACAUGCUGAUGAUAGCAGCAAUCAUCAUCUUUAUUGUCUACAGUGUAACAGUAACGGCAGCUUGUUACUAUUGCUGGCGGAAAGCGAAGAAGAAUAGGAUUGUUCGGAAUGACUAUUUCAACAUGACACCUUGGCAGAGUAAUGGCGUAAAGAAGAGGCAACUUCCCCAGAGUGUCCCAGCAAGGAACUACACUGCCUAUCGAUCGUGGGAGCCAUGAUGCAUGCGUGACACACUUGUCCUCUUCCUCCCAUGGGGAAUGCAGCAGUACAUUCUGCCUUUUGUUGUAUGGGAACUGAUGGAUCAUAUCAGGUGACAGAUACUAGCAAGAGAAAAAGAAUAUUCAGUAGCACAAAGAAUUAAAACUACAUGUUAACUUUCACAUUAAUGACAGAAAAGAAAGAAGAAGAUUUAGAACUGGGUUGUAAAUAGUCACAUAGGCCUGUCAUUCGUUUUAUCGAAGCACUGCCUUGUGAUCUCCACAGACAAUAUUUAAAUUGUAAUCAAACUGUAGCAAAUCUACCACACAAAAAUCAUAGAUAUUUGUUGUUUUUUUAUGCCAAAAGGGGAAAUGCUGAAUUUACAGUUCAAAACAUGUGUGGAACAGAUCAGAAACAUCUUACUUAUUUGGCCCCAUGAAGAACUUCAUGCUAUUUUAAAUGAAGUGUGUGAUUAGCAGGAUAUAGCUUUGCCAUGUAACUCUGUAGAGAGUACAAUUUUUUUCAUGGUGAAUUAAUUCCAUAUACUCGUAAAACAAUCAAUCUGUAAGUGGUUUCUGGAGGGGCCUUGAAGGGAAGGGUGGAAUGUACAUCCAUAUGAGAAAAACUCUUGAAAUUUAUAGACUCAUCAACAUUUGAAAAAAAGUUCUAGAUGAAGAUGCAGACAAAGAAAAUCCUCAGCAAUGAGAGGAGAGCUAUUAAUUCCAUGACAAUCAAAGUAGUUCCCAAUUAAAUCUGUAAGAUCUCACAGUGGGAUGUACUUUCAUUUUUUUGACAUUAGGUGCAAUCUUGACACUGAAAUGAUAGCAAACACAUGGCUUAGGAUUAACAACCAAUGUUUAUAUUUCUGUACCAGAUCAGCUAAGUUCUAACCUAACACUGUUUUGUUCUGUUGCAUUAAUCUUGUCAUUCACGUAUUAAAGAAAAUCCAAGCUAUAAUUUA